Molecule: messenger RNA, 527 nt
Organism: Caenorhabditis sp. 36 PRJEB53466
Lineage: Eukaryota; Metazoa; Nematoda; Chromadorea; Rhabditida; Rhabditidae
Source: the annotation of a GenBank genome assembly
AUGCAUUCAUCCGGUGAUCAUCCAACUCAAUUCAAACUAAGUUACAACUGUGGCAUCGGGAAACGUUGGUGUUACGGACUAAGAUUGAGCAAUCCGAACUAGUGAGUAAUGCACAUGGCAACCUUAUUUAAUAACAAUGUUCUCAGUUGGAACGAAUUUGUUGCGGCUGCCCCGAUAAAGUGUUUUGAUAAGACAUCCUUCGAUCACACCAAGACAACUGAUUUCCCAAUCAAAGCGCGCAAUGUAAGUACAUAGAUUUAUAUUUCUAGUUUUUUGGUUCAAACUUUCAGGAUGUUCUGAACCUGGAAUUCAAAAUAUGGUGCAACUACACGAGCUUCGGUCGCAAAUAUAAUAAAUUUACCAAUACGUACUCUAAAACUGCCAAAGUUUCACAAAAAAGUUUCAAUUUCAGUGUGCAAAUUUGCAAGCCACGAUUUGAGCAUACGAAUAGUGGAGAGAUCUUCAAACCUCCGAUCAGAGGAGGUUUUCUCACGGAUUACGUAGAAAACGUGUUUAUCAAAGACUGA